Molecule: messenger RNA, 3077 nt
Organism: Homalodisca vitripennis (glassy-winged sharpshooter)
Lineage: Eukaryota; Metazoa; Arthropoda; Insecta; Hemiptera; Cicadellidae
Exons: 5
Coding region: 585-1229 (214 amino acids)
Source: RefSeq, a predicted model, not a curated record
CUGCCGCUAUAAACUGACCAACAGUCGGUAUUAACAAUUCAAUUAGUCAUGUCAUUGUCCUUUUUGUUAUUCGUGUAUUUCUCACUAGUACCGUGGCCAGUUAAUGAAGACAAUAGUGCAUUGCAGUUUUUCACCGAUUGGUUACCUCAGCUGGACCUUUUCUUCGAAUUAUUUUUAAGGACCGGCCGUAGAGACGGAGGAAGGGCCUUGCUCCAAAUACCUCAACUUCCCUGCAAACCGGGAGAAAGACGGGAUAUGACUGGAAAGUGCAGGAAAGUUUUCCAAUGAGCUGUUUAAGAAACGGUGUCAUUGAAUAAUUUACAUCAGUUAAUCGUAAUAUAUUUAAAGGACACGUUAAGUUUUAUAUGCCAAAAGAUAUGUUAAUUUUUAAUACCGAAAAAAGCUAUAUCAGUAUAACUCCGUCCUUCAUUGCAUAUUAAAAACUUGAAUAAACUGGGCAUCCUAAAAUAGGCCAGUAACUGGGAGGGCGUGGAAUGCCAACAUUGGUUGUCAAUUGGGAACAUCAGGGGGCUUAAAGUGGAUCCUUGUUGUGGUCCUGUGCGCAAUUCAGUGGCUGGUGCACAAUGGAGAGACUGUUGAUCCUCGCGUCAUGUGUUGUCAUCCUACUGAUAGCAGCGGCGAUUGCAGUGUCAGCGGGGUCAUUGAGGCACCCUCAAGACAACCUCAACUUACUUAACUUCAAGCCAUGUAAAACGGUUUCAACCAUUCAAAGGUGCAAAGUGAAAGAAGUACAAAUAAAAGGCUGCCUUCAACAAGAUAUUUCUGACUUGAACCGUCUUUUGGUGAAAUACAAUCCAUGUGAAGUGACUAGAAAUAGCCAUCUCAACUUUACAAUCACCCUGCAGGCUGGUUUCACUUCGGACAAACUGUUCAGCCAGUUCUCUGUGAUGGAGUACCCUCAGGACUCCGCCGAGUGCUCCAACUCCGUGGUCCGCCAGCCCAGCAGGUGUCCCCGCAAGGGUAGUGAUACCGACUGCGCCCCCGCCUCCCACAACUCUGACCCUUGCCUCUUCCAGGAGUACAUCCGAGAUAGCUGUCGUGGCGGAGGCUGUCCUCUGACCGUCCAGGACACUCAGGAGGUCACCGAUUACCUCAAGAUCAACCCCGACACAGCCAUCAGGGGGACCUAUAACAUCCAGUGGAAACUUUGGAACAAAUCCAACAAGAAGGACUACUGUUGCUUCACUUUCAAGAUAAAAUACACGUAACUCUCAUCCAUUAUUGUAAGAGAUUUAGAAUAAAAAUUAUCUAUAUUACUUCAGUGCAAAAAACUUUAUAGUUUUUAUACUUAAAUAUUUGCAGGUAUCUUCUCCUACUAAUCAUGCCUGAUGUAACUCCAUCAGAAACGUAAUACAUGUACACUUGUCAUAAACUAGACUUUCAAAGAUGUCCUUAUAUGCAACAUUGUCAUGUAGCUAUUAUUUUCAAUAAGAAAUUCUGUUUAUGCAUACUGUGUAGUGUAUGCUAUAGGAACAAUUAUCAGGAGAAAUAAUUCAAUUUAACGUUAAGAAAUGUAUGAUUAUUUGAAAUUAUUCAUAUUUAUUAUAAUAAAUCUUCACAUCCUUUUUCGGUAGCAAACCAUCCAUUUUUGUGGAGAAAGCCUAUAUUUUACGGAAUCCAAAAUAUUUCCCUUCGAUUAAGCUUACAUAAAACUGACUAAUAUUUCAAGAAUCCCUGAGGUCAGUGUUGGCCUUUAAAGCAUUCUAAUCACUGCAACUAAACCCGUAUUGUGGAAUAUGCCAAACAGGGCUUGCAUUAAAAGCCUUUUCGUCGUGACACAAAAUAUGAUUAACCUCUAGAACAUUAACUGAAAUGAUGGUACCACUGCAAGUUAUUCCAACUGAUUUACAUGGCAAAUAUGUCUUUGUAAUCGAAAAGACUUUUAAUUGUGUUGCUUACAUGAAUAAUUAUGAUUACAUCUGAGCAUUCCUGAAGUUAUGGUAAAUGAGGAAUAAAAAUCACUGACAGUUAUCCCAACUGAUUUACUAGGUAAUUUCGUCUUCAAAAUUAAAAAUACUUUUCAUUGUGUUUAUACAUGAAUAAUUAUGAUUAAUUCCUGAGAACCAGUGAUGGUAAUUAAGUAAUGCAAAUAACCGCUAUUAAUCCGAAUUCAUCAGCUGGGCCAUUAAGUCUUUGGAUUCACAAAGAUUUUUUAUUGUAUUGUUUAAGUAAACUAAAAUAUAUCUCUGAAACAUCCCAGAGAGGACAUAUGGUCAUUGAAGAUCGCCAAUCACAACAUACAACAUAGAUAGAAAUGUAUGUUCUCUCCUGUGAUAAGAAUAUGCCCCUAAUUCCACGGAAUCUAAUGGGUCUAUCAUUGAGUACGUUUAUAUAAACUGUGAUAAAUCUCUAAAAAUUCCCUGAGGUAACUGAAGAAUGUUAUUGAAGAAAAUACUAUAAAUACAAUCCGCCUUUUUGGUUUUAAGACUUACAUUUUAUGUAGCUUAAGAGGAAAGUAGUAGGCAAAGUUAUUAUAUAACUACACGAAAUCAAACAUUAGACUAGUUUUGGAUUUUAUAAUCUGAGCAUUCGAAAAUGUUAAAUAGACAACAAUAAUUUGUUACAAAAGGUAUGUAAGAGACUUCGUAAUCUUUGCAGGCAAAUAAAAUUAGUAUUAUUAGUUUCCUCUACAGCAGGUUUUUACUUCUCUUUGUCCUAAUGCCGCAUUUGAUGUCGACGCACCUAUUAGGCGAUAUGAAUAUUAAUCCAAUAACUGAUAGUAACUUAUAAGUAGUUCGUAAGUUUUUCAAUAUUUACAUUUGUUUUUUAUUGUUACGUUUGUCGUUAACUUUGGUAUACUAAAAUCAGUUAUUACAUUUUUCAAUGUUGAAUGUAUUAAUAUUGAGUUUGUUUAUUUGAUACUUUUUAAAAUUUAUUGUUAAACCUUGAUUAAGUGUAUGUAGUUGCCUUAUCGUUUUUCAUUGUAAUUUGUAUAUUUUUGUUGUUUAUACCAUCCUAUUAUCUAUUUAGUGUUGCGUAGUAUUGUAAAGACAUGAUUUUGUUUUUCAAUAGAACUGUUAUAAAUGGAAAAUAAAAAAAAAACAUUAAAUACCAAU